Molecule: messenger RNA, 724 nt
Organism: Humulus lupulus (European hop)
Lineage: Eukaryota; Viridiplantae; Streptophyta; Magnoliopsida; Rosales; Cannabaceae
Product: protein TIFY 5A
Exons: 3
Coding region: 96-557 (153 amino acids)
Biological process (GO): response to wounding; regulation of jasmonic acid mediated signaling pathway; regulation of defense response
Cellular component (GO): nucleus
Source: RefSeq, a predicted model, not a curated record
AAAACCCAACCAAGCCUUCAGCCUUCAACUCAAAGCAUCUUUCUUCUUCUUCUUCUCUUGUCUAAAGUACUUACAGAAUCACAAGCAAAAAAAAUAUGAGGAGGAACUGCAACUUGGAGCUUCGACUCGUACCUUUUUCAGUCACUGAUCUUAAUUCUGACCCCUACCCUAUUCGCCACCAUCACAACUCCAUGAAAAUGGAAGAGUACUCGAAUAGUAUUAGUCCAACUAAUAAUGCGAUCAUGAGCAGCAGUGGAUUAAGUACUCCAAAUCAAAAUCAGCCACUUACCAUCUUCUACAAUGGAAAGAUUUGCGUUUGUGAUGUAACUGAGUUUCAGGCUAGAGCUAUUAUUCUUCUUGCGAGUAGAGAAAUGGAAGAUAGGCUGAAGACACCAACGGCGGCGAUGGCGACGACGCCGGUGUCGGAGCCAUGCUCGCCGAGCGUUCAGUCACCGAUUUACAGCCCAACAGCGGCUCUUUCGAUGAAGAGAUCACUCCAAAGAUUUCUCCAAAAACGCAAGCACAGAGCUCAAGCCACCUCCCCUUACCAUCGCUAGAAUUUGAUCACUAUUACUAGCUUGUCAUAAAAUUGGGGUCUUUUCUUGUAACAAUUUUCUUAGAUGAUACACAACUUUUUUUUUAUUAUUAAUUUUUUUUUCUUUUAUGAGGGCUUCUCUUGUAAAUUAGUCUCUCCAUGAAUUAUAUAAAAUUUUCAAUUUUUAGA